This is a messenger RNA of Medicago truncatula (barrel medic), 3093 nucleotides long. RefSeq names its product pentatricopeptide repeat-containing protein At2g03380, mitochondrial. The record is from RefSeq and is a predicted model, not a curated record. Gene Ontology annotation, molecular function: protein binding; RNA binding. Gene Ontology annotation, biological process: RNA modification. The coding region runs from base 115 to 2217 and encodes 700 amino acids. The transcript has a single exon. Lineage: Eukaryota; Viridiplantae; Streptophyta; Magnoliopsida; Fabales; Fabaceae.
AACCUAAUCAAACCAACAUCCAAACUGCACUGCAAUCACCCCUAGUAGGGAGUAAUAAUAAUUAAACAUAAGGUAGCAUGUUAUUGGAACCCCUCAAAGAAAAUAUGAUGAACCAUGUUGAUGAUCACACCAAGAAUUCUUCAUCGUCUUCACUGCAAAAAAUGGAGCUUCUUCACCUAUCACCACUACAGUUACCACCACCAUACACCCAACAACCACCUUCCAGUUCCACUCCCUCCAACUAUCCACCUCUCACGUAUCUGCAAACAUCCCACCACCGUCAAAACCCUCCACGCUUCCCUCAUCAUCUCCGGCCAUCCUCCCGACACCACCCUCAUCUCUCUCUACGCCUCCUUCGGCUUCCUCCGCCACGCUCGCACUCUCUUCCACCGUCUUCCCUCACCAACCCACCACUCCUUCAAACUCAUCAUUCGUUGGCAUUUCCUCAACGACGUCCACUCCCACGUCGUUUCAUUCUACAACCUUGCGCGAACCACUCUCGGUUCCUUCAACGACCUCGUCGUUUUCUCCAUUCUGCUUAAAACAGCGUCUCAAUUACGUGAUAUUGUUCUUACUACAAAGCUUCACUGUAACAUUCUCAAAUCAAAUGCUGCUGAUAGUUUUGUUUUGACUAGUUUAGUUGAUGCUUAUUCGAAAUGUGGGAAACUAAGGGAUGCACGAAAGGUGUUUGAUGAAAUACCUGAUAGAAGUGUGGUGUCGUGGACUUCGAUGAUUGUUGCUUAUGUUCAAAAUGAAUGUGCUGAGGAAGGGUUGAUGUUGUUUAAUAGAAUGAGGGAAGGGUUUCUUGAUGGGAAUGUGUUUACUGUUGGGAGUUUGGUUACGGCGUGUACUAAAUUAGGGUGUUUGCAUCAAGGGAAAUGGGUUCAUGGGUAUGUUAUUAAGAAUGGGAUUGAGAUUAAUUCUUAUUUGGCUACUUCUCUUUUGAAUAUGUAUGUUAAAUGUGGUGAUAUUGGUGAUGCUCGUUCCGUGUUUGAUGAAUUUUCAGUUUCGACUUGUGGUGGUGGUGACGAUCUUGUUUUUUGGACGGCUAUGAUUGUCGGGUAUACUCAGAGAGGUUAUCCUCAAGCUGCGUUGGAGUUGUUUACCGAUAAGAAAUGGUAUAGGAUUUUGCCAAAUUCAGUUACUCUUGCAAGUUUGCUCUCUGCUUGUGCUCAAUUGGAAAAUAUUGUUAUGGGAAAGUUACUUCAUGUUCUGGUAGUUAAGUAUGGAUUGGAUGAUACUUCAUUGAGGAAUUCUCUUGUUGAUAUGUAUGCGAAGUGUGGACUUAUUCCUGAUGCACAUUAUGUGUUUGCAACUACGGUGGAUAAGGAUGUUGUUUCUUGGAAUUCGGUUAUUUCGGGUUAUGCACAGAGUGGAUCAGCAUAUGAAGCCCUUGAUCUCUUCAACAGGAUGAGAAUGGAAUCGUUUUUGCCAGAUGCGGUUACGGUUGUUGGUGUUCUCUCAGCUUGUGCUUCUGUUGGUGCUCAUCAAAUUGGUUUGUCCCUUCAUGGUUUUGCCUUAAAGUAUGGCUUGGUAUCCUCUAGCAUCUAUGUUGGCACUGCGCUGCUCAACUUUUAUGCAAAAUGCGGGGAUGCAACGUCAGCUCGCAUGGUGUUUGAUGGGAUGGGAGAGAAGAAUGCUGUGACGUGGGCUGCAAUGAUUGGUGGGUGUGGCAUGCAAGGUGAUGGAGUUGGAUCUCUAGCUCUCUUUAGGGAUAUGUUGAAAGAGGAACUUGUGCCUAAUGAAGUUGUCUUCACAACUCUAUUAGCGGCUUGCAGCCAUUCAGGGAUGGUUGAAGAAGGGUUAAUGAUAUUUGAUUUCAUGUGUAAGGAGUUAAAUUUUGUUCCUUCCAUGAAGCAUUAUGCAUGUAUGGUUGAUCUCUUGGCACGUGCUGGCAACCUCCAAGAGGCAUUGGAUUUUAUCGACAAAAUGCCUGUUCAACCUGGUGUUGGUGUGUUUGGAGCUUUUCUCCAUGGUUGUGGACUUCAUUCCAAUUUUGAUUUUGGAGAAGUAGCAAUUAGAAGAAUGUUGGAAUUGCACCCUGAUCAAGCUUGUUACUACGUGCUCAUCUCAAACCUGUAUGCUUCGGAUGGAAGAUGGGGCAUGGUUAAGGAGGUAAGAGAGAUGAUAAAGCAAAGAGGAUUGAACAAGGUCCCUGGUGUUAGUUUAGUGGAGAUGGACGUCAACAAUACUACACAUGUCAAUGUGGCAGUUUGAUCAUAUCUACUUUGCUCAUGAUCGUGUGUGAUCAUAAAGAAAAAUUACCUUCUUAACAAGCAGCUGGACUGGUUUUAUAAUCACCCUACCGGAGAUGUGCAUGUUCUGAAAAUGAGUCUUGUAAAGCUGGAGAUAACCGUUCAGGCAUAAGAUUCGAAGAGCUUGGCAGAAGCUGAUGGGUUCGAGGAGGUAAAGUGACCAAAAGAUCAGCAGAGUUAGUAAAUGGCCUUGUAGUAGAAGCAAGAUUGUCUAGCUCGAGAGUCAAUAAUAACUCAUUGAGCUUUCAUAUACUCGACUUGAAGACUUGACUCUAAGAGUUUACUUAAUAUAAAGAAACGUAUUAAUGAUGGACUCGUAAGAGAACAGUGGCAACAUGGACAUAAUCUGUGUUAGGGUGAUUAUGGAAGAGAUGAGGGAUAGAACGAUUCUAAGGCGAAGAGAAAGAUAAUGUUAUAAUCCAAUUUUCAUGUGGGUUAAUUUUUCUGCUCCACAGAUCUUAGCAAAUUUGUGUGUGAUCUGUGUAUAACUUUAUCCAGAUGCAAAGCUGAAAGUAGAUUGAUAUGUGAAUGCUAGUGCUAAUGGUAUCUUUGAUUUGGGCCUGUCUUUAAAACGGGGAAAUGUUGGUUGCAGAAUGGUCAUUCUCAGCAUACACUACUUUCUACAAAAACAGUAGAUUUAGCUAGUUCAAGUCACUCCUUUUUGCAUAACUACUCACAAACAUCCCAAACAGCAGGCAUAGGCGUUACAGUAAAAUAAAAUUGUUGGAAACAAAUACUUUUGACUGUAACACUUGAACUUUUCAGAUAAUACAUACAUUAUAUAGUUACAUUCAUGAUAUUUUAUUUGAAAUAGUGAAUAUAUCUAUUCAUUUAUUUA